Molecule: messenger RNA, 10789 nt
Organism: Monopterus albus (swamp eel)
Lineage: Eukaryota; Metazoa; Chordata; Actinopteri; Synbranchiformes; Synbranchidae
Gene: myo15aa
Product: myosin XVAa
Exons: 67
Cellular component (GO): myosin complex; cytoskeleton
Molecular function (GO): protein binding; ATP binding; cytoskeletal motor activity
Source: RefSeq, a predicted model, not a curated record
AUGGCAACUGAGGCAAAAGGACUGGGAGGGAAGUUCAAAGGCAUGUUUGGGAAAAAGAAAGCGAGACCAAUGUUUAAGACUAAAAGCUGGAUGUUAGGAAGGAUAGCUGCUGCAACUAACUGGCUGACUGGGAGAUCCCUGACCUCUAAAGGGCAAGGCCGACUGAGGGGACGAGCAGGAGGACGGGGACAAAAGCGCCUGUCAUUUGCUAAGAGGGACACUAGAGGGAGACAGGCACAUUAUUACAAUGAUGCCUAUGAGUAUGAUGAUGAUGAUGAUGAUGAUGAGUAUGGAUAUGAGGAAGAUUACCACGACAGGUGGAGACCUAGAGGUUUUCUGAGACGACCCAUGACCUAUGACCCUUAUGGAGAGGAAAAUGAUUACUAUGAUGAUGAGGAGGAGUGGGAAGAUGAAUAUGGUUACUAUGAUGAUGAAGGCAACUUUUAUUGUGAUGAUGAGUUUUACUGUGAUGAUGAUUACUACAGUUACCCUUAUGGCUAUUAUGAUGAUGAGUAUGAAGAUUACUAUGAUGAUGAAGGGAUGGAUUAUUUUUAUGGUGAAGAUGGAGUGCUAUAUGCAAUGGAGCCAUACAGUUACUAUGGUGAUGCUGUGGAUGGUUACUAUGACCCAUAUGACCCCGAGCUGUAUGGAGAUUACUUUGACCACAAUUUAGGUUAUAAUAACUAUGGCAUUUCAGAUCCAUAUGGCAUGAUGAGUGGUGGUUAUGAUGUUGCUUCAGGCUUCCAUAAUGAACCAAUACUGGAAUAUACAGACCCUGUUGCUAUUACUAAUCCCUAUCAGGAACCUUUCUAUAUGGAUGCUGGGCUGGCUCCAGUUGAGACAGGACAGCUAUAUGGACAGGAGCAGCUGUUUAACCCUCUGCCUGGGCCAUUUUCAGCAGAGCAGUUCAGGGUCCCCAGGCCCCAGGUUAGGAUAUAUGGAAAAGAUAGACUAGAGGUGGAAACCCUGGCACCUCUUCCCUUUAAUUCUCAUCCCUCAUCCCCAGCGAUUCCCCCUUCCUUCACAGCUCCUGCCCUCAGCAAUCUGCAAAUGAUGCCCUCUACUAGGAUGAGAGGAGGUGCAGGAGGUCAAAGUCACGUGCCCAUGAGGGCUGUGAAACCGUCCCCUGCUAACUUACAGAGACGCAGUAGGCAUGGACCACCUGUCACUCAGCCGCCAGGACAGGCUCUCAGACCACGGGUCCGUAUACCCAGACACCAGCCCUCUCCUCAAUCUAGGCAUUCAUUCAGAGCACCUCCUCCAGUGCCUCCAGCUUCUCCCCAGGCUUCUCUGAAACAGAGUGCCCCUAUUUCUCCCCAGCCAUCAGUGCAUAGGUUGCAGAGUAGACCUCUGUCUCCACAACCACUGCAGCGACCAUCUCCUCUGCCCUCCCGUUCUGCCUCUCCCAUGCACCAUCUAUCUCAUCCCCCUGCCCCCUUGUCCCACAGGGCUGUUAGUCCUCACACUCUAGAGCCAACAUCAUUUCAACCUCCAGGACCUCAUGCUGAUCUUCGUACUCAAAGCCUCAUCCAGUAUGACCACACAGUCAUGGAACCAGGCCCAUCCCCCGUGCUUACCAAUGUUUUACCAAACAUACCUCAAGCUGUAGGUGCCCCUUUUUCUCCCUCUCCCCUUCCUUCCUCUAUCCCUUACUCCCCCACUGCUUACUCUUCUCCCUUACAGAGACCAGCCUCCCCCCAAACACAGCAUGAAGUCUACAUGCAAAACGUCCCUCAAGCCACACCCUCCUUACCUUAUCUAGGACACACACUCCAGAACCUGCCGAAUGCCAGCAACACAUCACCCUUACAAAGAAGCACUUCCCCCAUACCUGGUGGACAGGGGGAGAUAUCAGCAGAAGUACAGGUGAGCCCAUAUGCCACUCUUAAUCUGUCUAAUGCACUGAUGCAGAACUCCCACCUGCGCAGUGCCUCCUACUCAUCUCCUCUACAACGCAAUGCCAACCUCUACACAACUGUCUUCUCACCCCCUCAAGCUGAAGCCCCUCCUGCCCCCUCUAUACCUUCCUACCCACAUUUGUCUUGCACUAUGCCUUCCUCUCAUUUACAUAAUGCUUCCUUUGCCUCACCCCUUCAGCAACACCUUUCCCCUAUGUCUCUUGCCUCUCCUGUUCCUCCUCCCUCCACACCUCAACAAGGAACUAUCAGAGGUACCUCCCCACUUUUCUCUGGUGGACUCAGGACCUCCCAAAUCCAGGGGUCCAUGUUUAGGCUUCCAGGUGGCACAAUGACAGUGCCUCGGGGUCUCAUUGAGGCUCCAGGUACCACUGAUUGUGGAGGUGGUCUUAGUACAAGUGGGCGCUUGCCACCCUUGAUGCUCUCCAAUGCCCUGCAGAACCCAAACCUGCGUCAAGCCACUUAUCAUCUACCCAGUGACUCAUUGGUCACCAGAAGUGAAUGUUCUGAACCUUCCCUAGGUCAAUCAUCAUAUUCUUUGCCUGAUGGCACUCUUGUAAGCAGUACAGAGCCCAGACCUGCACCCUCCUCUUCUACACCUAUGCUUUCCUCUGCUCUUUUGAACCCCAGUGUACGUAAAGCCACAUACAGGUUGCCAGAUGGAACUUUGGUUACAAGAAAUGAGCUAGCACCCGAGCCUAUCACUGUUUCCUCUCCUAUGCUCUCCUCUGCUCUUCUCAGUAACAAUGUUCGUAAGGCGUCUUAUCGAUUACCAGAUGGUUCUAUUUUAACACAUUCAGGAAAGGAGACCCAGAAUGCUGAGAAUGCAGUAUCAUCACCUGGGCUAUCCAGCGCCCUGAUGAAUGCUAACCUGCGUAAGGCAAAGUUCCAGCUUCCACAAGGAUCACCGCUGUUUUCACUGAACCAACCUCAAGCUUCCCCCUCUGCCUCAUCUGGUCCACUCCUUUCUGGUGCCUUGCUAAACACUAACCUCCGAGGUGCCUCCUACAGACUCCCCAGCACAUCACUUCUGAAACAGCCUGGUUCUGCUGAUACCUCUGAGCCACGUUCUGUUGACCUUUCAAAUGCUCUCCGCAACCAGAACCUCAGAUCUGCCACCUACCGUUUGCCAGAUGGUACUCUGAUGACACGCCCUCAGCCCACUUCUGCACCCAGAACAUUUGACCUGUCCAGUGCUUUAUCAAAAAACCCAAACCUUCGUCAAGCAAAGUAUUGUCUUCCUGAUGGUAAUGUCAUGACACAGCUUGGUGCCCCUAGGACCCCAGAACCUCGCUCACUUGACCUCUCUGGUGCCCUACAGAACCCUCAUCUCCGGGGGGCCAAUUUUCGCCUACUAUCCUCAUAUGCUGUAGCAUCACCCCAGGUACAGCUAGCUGGCCCUGAACAGCAUUGGGCACGGGGCCCUGGAGUGCAGAACCUCAAUAAGUGGUCCAUGUAUAGAGAUGGGGAGCUACUGGACCCCCACAGCCUGACGGGACAUGGACAUGAACAGGGGCAUAAACCAGGGAAGUGGAAUCUCAGCAGGGAGGGGGAACCACAGGGGCACUGGUUUGACAAGAUUUACUCAAUCAGAAGCCUGUCCGUGAUGGGUCACCGGGAGCAAAGAGAGGAAGAUGGAGUGGAAGAUAUGACACAGCUGGAGGACAUGCACGAAGAGACCGUUCUGAUGAACGUGAGGAAAAGGUUUCAGAGACAGCUCAUUUAUACUUACAUAGGUAGUAUUCUGGUGUCUGUGAACCCUUAUAAGAUGUACAACAUCUAUGGAACGGAUGUGGUGCUGCUGUACAAGGGUCAUGCUCUGGGAGAGAACCCGCCGCAUUUGUUUGCCAUAGCAAACGCUGCUUAUUCCAAAAUGAUGGAUGCCAAACACAACCAGGCCAUAAUAAUUAGGGCCACCAAACUCGUCCUUCGCUACCUAGCAGCAAUGCAUCACAAAUGCAGUCUUGUGCAACAGAUUGAGAUACUUGAGGCAGCUCCUCUGCUUGAAUCGUUUGGAAAUGCCAAAACUGUGCGGAAUGAUAAUUCCAGUCGCUUUGGGAAAUACAUAGAGGUGUAUCUGGAGGAUGGUGUGAUCAGUGGUGCCAUAACCUCUCAGUAUCUUCUGGAAAAGUCUCGUAUUGUCUUUCAGGCCAAAGAUGAAAGGAACUAUCACAUAUUUUAUGAGAUGCUGGCAGGACUCCCGUCGCAGCAGAAGCAGGCUUUCUAUCUCCAAGAGGCUGAGACCUACUAUUAUCUCAACCAGGGGGGGGACUGUGGAAUAAGAGGAAAUAGUGAUUCAGAUGACUGCCUGCGUCUGCUUUCUGCCAUGGAGAUCCUUCACUUUACCCCUGAAGACCAGUCAGCCAUUUUUAGAAUUCUUUCUUCCAUACUACACCUGGGCAAUGUCUACUUUCAAAGACACGAGAUGCUGUCUAACACGUCUCCCCUAGCAAAGUCACGAGAUGCUGUUGCCAAGAUCCUGUACUCGCUGCUCUUCAGCUGGUUAACAGAGAAGAUCAACGCUCAGGUGUACCCUCGCCAACACAGCCUCUCCAUCUCCAUCCUGGACAUUUAUGGAUUUGAGGAUCUUGCCUUCAACAGCUUUGAGCAGCUUUGCAUUAAUUAUGCAAACGAGUACCUCCAGUUCUUCUUCAACAAGAUCAUAUUCAGGGAAGAGCAGGAGGAGUACAGCAGGGAGCAGAUCCCCUGGCAGGACAUCCCAUUUAGUGACAACCAACCUUGCAUCAACCUCAUUGCCGCUAAGCCUCAUGGGAUACUGAGGAUUCUGGCUGAUCAGAGCUCUUUUCCCCAGGCAACAGACCACACUUUUCUCCAAAAGUGUCAUUAUCACCAUGGCAACAACCCGCUGUACCUGAAGCCAAAGAUGCCCCUCCCAGAGUUCACCAUCAAGCACUUUGCUGGCCAGGUCACCUACCAGGUUUACAAAUUUCUUGAUAAGAACUAUGACCAGGUCCGUCAGGAUGUUCUGGACCUGUUCAUACAGAGCAAGAACAUGAUGGUGUCAAAGCUCUUCCUGCUUCAUGCAGAGGUCAUGGGUCAGCAAAGAGGAGACCACAUGAGGAAGAGCAGUACCAGGAAAUAUCAAGCUCCCACUGUCAGCAUCAAGUUCCAGCAGUCCCUGCUGGAGCUGGUGGAGAAGAUGGAGAGGUGCAACCCUUUUUUUGUUCGAUGCAUUAAACCAAAUAAUAUGAAGAAACCAGGUGUGUUUGAAGAUGAGCUGGUGAGCAGCCAGCUGCGACACUCGGGUGUCCUGGAGACCAUUAGGAUCCGUAGAGAGGGGUACCCCAUCAGAAUGCCAUUCCACGUCUUCCUCUUCAGGUAUAAGUCUCUAGUGGGGAUACAGGAUCUCCCAGCUGCCAACGGAGAGAACUGUGUGAUGAUGCUCGGCAAACUGUCUCCCCUCAGACCAGGGGCCUACCAUGUCGGAGUCACAAAGUUGUUUCUAAAGGAGGACAUCUUCCAGUUGCUGGAGUUUAAGCGAGAUCGCUCCCGUCAUCUGGCUGCUCUCACCCUGCAGCGUUACACCCGCAUGUUCUUCGUGAGGAAACGUUACGUGGCAUUUCGCAAUAGGAUCAUCAGGCUGCAGGCGCAGUGCCGAGGCUUCCUCACCAGGAGGCGCUACAUGAAAAUGAGGGAGAAUCUGGUCCGGUUCCGCUCGCUCAUCCACAUGUAUGUCAACCGCAAGCAAUACGUCAAGGUACAAAUAAUGUGGCAGAUCAUUUGAGACUCACUUGUACAUUAAGAACAGUAACUCUUGCAGGAGCUGACCAAGAGGGAGGUGGUGAAUGUCACACACUUAGUGAUCCCUGCAGAGCUGGGUGCUUUGUUGCAGACAGCAGGACGUGAGGAGUUGCACUCAGACUGCUUGGCUCUGCUUCAGGCUCCUCAUAUCCAGGAAGAGGCCCAACUCACUCUGCCCCUGGACAUCAACAACUACCCAUUCUACCGCUAUGUACAGAUCUACUUCAGGGAACCAAAGUUUGGGAUGUUGAUGGCCCCUCUGGAGUCACCUCUGACCCGCAUAGACGAGGACCUGAGAGGGGAGGCUCUGGAGCUCUUCAUCAUGGUGUUACGAUUCAUGGGAGACCCUCACUUGAACGGGGCGCAGGAAAACAUGUUUGGGAAUUACAUCAUCCAAAGGGGUCUGAUGUCUCCUGCGUUAAGGGAUGAGAUCCUGGCUCAGGUUGUCAACCAGGUGUGGAGGAACCGGAACCCUGACAACGCUGAGAGAGGCUGGCUGCUGCUUCUGGCGUGUGUCUGCAGCUUUGCCCCAUCGCCUGAGAUGGACAAAUAUCUACUGAAGUUCGUGUCAGACCACACCCCUGCUGGUUGCCAGGCGUUGCUGCAACACAGGCUCAUACAAGCCAAUCAGAAGACAGAACUAGGCACAGGAUCCGCCCCCGAGGCUGCACGGACCUAUCCGCUGUCACUGCUGGAGUGGACGGCCAAUAGGAAGAAGGCUAACAUGGUGUUGCACGUGCACUGUUUUGAUGGAGGGUCUUUCCUGUGUCCAGUUCACUCCUGGACCAGCGGAGAGGAUUUAGCAGGGCACAUUCUGCGCCACAGGGGAGUGUCUGACUGGUGGAAGGGGAGUUCAGUUCUGAUGAAGGAGCACGGCCAGUGGGUGGAGUUAGCGGGUCACGACUAUGUGAUGGACCUGAUUGCAGACCUGGAGCUUCCACCUGAAUUCCCGAAGCAGAAGAGUUACUUUAUCAUCAGUGCUGAUGACCCAGCUAAAGUCAGAGCUAAUGCCAGCCUUGCUUUGUUUGGCAGUGGCUUCGACUCAGAUGAGGAGCUUGCUCCGUCCUUUCCUCUCAGCAGCAGCAGCAGCAGACCAGCCUACAGUCUGCCUGACUCAGAUGGUUACUACAGCCACGUAGAGUCGGACACGUUCAGCGACAGUCAGACACAGAGAGGAAUGGACCGCUACCUGGACAGUCUGUUUGACCCUGUGCUGUCAGACAGCAGCGUAGACAUGGAAAAGACUGGACGUGUGUCGGCAAGGAUAAAAGGAGGCGGAGGUAUAGGUAUGACAGGAGGAGGAAGAGGAGAGGGGGAGAGUCAGGCGGCCCCCAGCCGGCCUUAUCCACCAGGGAUACAUCCUGGAGGAUCGGAGCAGGCAAUGCUGACUCAACAGCAACAGACCAUUAUCAACCAGCAAGCUAUCAUUCUGGCCCAGCAGAUGACCAUGCAAGCCAUUGCAAUCCAGCAGCAGAUGCUGUCCUCCUUCCCCCCCAUUGCCCCGGCUCCCCAGUCUCCACCCUCACAGCAUCACACAUACUCGCAGCAAGGCUCUCACAGCCCAACUAAAGAGGGAGAGGAGUCACGGUACAAGCCUGCCUCUGCUGCUGUUCAACGCAAAAUGAGUCCCACACGCGGCCCUCCUCCUGAGAACACGGUCCAGUCCAGUGUGACUAACACCGAGCGCAUGGAUCCCAGCCACGACAUCAAGGACAUCAUCAAGCAGCACCAACCUGCCAGCACAAUAACUUCCACUGGCACACAAAGAAAAGGUGAUGUCAAAAUGUUUACGAAGAAGCCAAACCCUCAUGAUGAAGCUAUGGAGAUCCUUAAAGACCAGAUUGCCAACCCACCACAGCCGACUCAGAGGAAGCCACAGUCCUUCAAACAUCAAGAACAAGGAGGUAUUAAAACUACCAAGACGACUAAGUCUCAUGCUGCGGGGCCAGCUAGCUCCAACAUAAGCCCCGCCCCUCCUCCAGUCUCAAGAGAGCUGCCAAUCGAGGAGGAGAUUAUCCAGACUCAGCUCCAUAGCAGAACCAGCGAUGAAUAUUACACUUACUCCAACAUCCCCUGGAAGCUCUACAUGAGGAAAGAGGUUUUUUAUCCUAAAGAGACCUUUAACAGUCCACUGAUCCUGGACCUGCUCUUCAGGCAGGUUGUACAUGAUACCUUCUCUGAGGCCUGCAUCCGUAUCACCCAGGAGGAGAGGCACAUGAUGAAAGCUUAUUUUGUGGAGAAUAAGGUGGAUCAGGUUUCAGGAACUCGUGAUGAUAAUGUGAAGAAGAAAGUAGUCGUCAUGGCCAGAGACUCGUGGGAGAUCUACUUCUCCCGCCUCUUCCCAGCCUCCGGCAGUGUGGGGACCGGGGUGCAGGUGCUGUCUGUCUCUCACAAAGGCAUCAAGCUGCUAAAGAUGGUGAGGAGCAGCUCUACUGCUCCAGACUACUUCAGAGUGUUGAGGCCUUACAGCUUCUCGGACAUCUUGUUUGUGUCGAUUCCAUCGAAGAACAUGCUGGAGUUCAACCUGACCAAUGAGAAGCUGAUCCUGUUCUCUGCCAAGGCUUCACAGGUCAAACACAUGAUCGACUACUUCCUCACAGAGCUUAAGAAGGACUCAGAGUAUGUGGUGGCUGUGAGAAACUACAUCACAGAGGACAGGACUGCGCUCAGCUUCCACAAAGGAGACAUCAUCAGACUUCAGCAUAUGGAAGGGCUGGAGGCCGGCAAAUAUUACGGCUACAUAGUGAGGAAGAAGGUCAUGCUGCUGGAGGAGCUAAAGAGAGACACUCCUGAGUUUGGUUGGCGGUUUGGGGCGGUGCAUGGAAAGUCCGGAGUGUUUCCCAGGGAGUACAGCCAUCCUGUGGCUGCUCCAGACUUUUUGGUGCUCCCUGCUGGGCGUGCGGAGCCUCGAGAUAGACAAGGGCGAGUUGCCGCCUCCGCUACUGUUGCCGUAGCGAUGGGCUCAGCUGUAGCUGCCCAUGAGCUUGACCUCUCCACAGAGGUGAUAAAUGAGAUGUAUGAGGACAGUCUGAGCGGCGAAUUGGACGAUCUGCCUCUCCAGGGCAGUCAGUACCACCACAUGUCUGAGUUUGCCAAGAAAUACUUCAGAGAGGCACAAAAGAACUGCAGUGACCAGAAAACAAAAAAAGGGAAGGAGGGCAAGGAUCCUGUUGACAUGGUCAAAUUUUCCAAGUCUCCGAUUCAGGAGUCUCUGAUCAACUACUCUGACAGCGGGAUGAACAGAGUGGCUACUGACAUCUUCUUAGCUAUAAUGAAGUUCAUGGGAGACUACCCACUGAAAGGCCAAACUGAACAGGAGCUGGUCACCACUAUACUGAAGUUAAGUGGCGACCAUAGCCUGAUAAAGGAUGAAGCCUACUGCCAGGUGAUGAAGCAGGUCACUGCCAACACCAGCUCCAAACCGGACAGCUGUCAGAGAGGAUGGAGGCUGCUGUACAUCGUGACAGCUUUCCAUCGCUGCUCGGAUGUUUUGAAGCCAUGCCUGCUGGCGUUUUUGCAGGACGCCUGUGCCAGCCCCGGGGUGCAGUACCAAGGCAUUGCCAAGGCAUGUGAGCAGAAUCUGAGGAGGACUUUUCAAUAUGGCGGACGUGUACAGUAUCCCAACAGCAUGGAGCUCAAAGCUAUGCUGGCUGGUCGGAGCUCCAAGAGACAACUAUUCUUGCUGCCAGGUGGGAUCGAAAGGCACUUGAAAAUCAAGACGUGCUCUGUUGCUUUGGAUGUCAUCGAGGAGCUGUGCUUUGAGAUGGGGCUACACAGGGUGGAGGCGGUGGAUGAAUAUGCCAUCUUUUUGGUCACACACAAAGGUCAGAAUGUACGUCCCCUGAACAAGCGUGAGUACAUCCUGGACAUUGCUACAGAGGCAGAGGCGGUGGAUGCCAGCUACAGUCUGUGGUUCAGAAGAGUCAUAUGGAGUCUGGCUCUAAAACUUGAUAACGAACUCUAUGUUACCAUGCACUAUAACCAGGUGUUGCCGGACUACCUGAAGGCGCUGCUGAGUGUAGUUCCUCAGGGUAAGGCCAGUGAACAACAUCUGCAGCAGAUUGCCAGGCUGGCCGCCCUACAGCACCGUGUCAAGGACGCUGCCUACCUACCCACCAUCCAUGAGAUGCAGGAGUGUGUGCCCCCACCAUUCUACAGCAAACAGGGUUCACAGCAUUGGCUGAAUAUGACAACUCAACACAUGCAGCAGGUCCAGCCCUUAAACCCCCACCAGGCCCGUGCACAGUUCCUUGGUAUGGUCAGUGCCUUCCCCAUGUUCGGCUCCUCCUUCUUCUACAUCCAGAGUUUGAACUCGGCAUCCAUCCAUGCCCCGUGCAUCCUGGCUGUAAAUCUGAAUGGACUGCACUUCCUUAACAAGGACACUCACGAGACCAUGGUGCGUGUCCCUCUGAAAGAAGUCCAGUCAACUCGCACCCAGAGACCGACAUCAGGCUCCAGUUACCCGUAUGUGGACAUCAUGAUCGGAGACCUGCUCAACCAGCGCAUCACACAGUUGCAGCUGGAGCAGGGCCUGGAGCUGUGCCGCGUCAUUGCCAUGCACAUAGAGAACAUGUUGUCAGCCAGAGAAAAGAGACUCACCCUGCCACCGAGUGAAAUCACUCUGCUCUAGCCCAAAUCCACACAUGCACACGUAGAGAAAUCUCACUUUAUGCCUCAUAAAUGCACUCUAGCUGCUACCUCUAUUGUAAAAAUAGAACAUUUUGCGAUGUAAAGACGAUGCUUCUGUAAAGUGACGAAUGUAAAGUAUGGUGAUGAAUACACCUAGAGUGAGACCUGAAAAUAAUCAUUAAUGCUUUUAGUUUGACAUUGUUAGCUUCAACUGCUUUAGAUCUUGUCUGCCACUGUUGUGUCGGGGGGCUGAGAUUAUAAUGGAUAACCUCUUUUUAAUUAACUUAAAUUCCCCUACUCCAGAGGAAUAGGAUGAUUUGAUUCAGCUCCAUCCUUGGGCAGUGCUGAAUUAAAUUAGCUCUGGUGUUGCACUGAACAAGGGUCUAACCCCUGCUGUAGCUUGCUCUGCACACAGAACUGGAAUGUGCAAAGCUGAAAAGAGUAACCAGCAAGUUUAGGUUUAACCUUAUUGUCCCUUUAAC